GCUGGGGCUGACCAAUAGAUGUUUUCGAGUUUCUGCCCCACCCCCGCGCAUGCCCAAUGGAAUGGCGACGUCUGGAUGUGGGUUCGGAACCUUUACGCCUCGGAACCUUCGGCGUUGAGCUCCCGGUUGUGCAAGGAGUAUCUUUGACGUGCGGCUUCCGGCCUGCUCUCUUCCUUCUCAUGUGGCGCCGUUGUGGGCAGUGAUGGCUCCUCGCGGCUGGCGUCGGCAGACCCUGGAGCGGUGUCUGAAGGAGGUCGGGAAAGCUACCAGCCGGCCCGAGUGCUUCCUCACAAUUCAAGAUGGACUAGCAUCAAACUUCACUUCUUUAACGAAAGUUCUUUAUGACUUUAGUAAAACAUUAGAGAAUGGUCGAGUCUCUGGAAGUCCUUUACAAAAGCUUGUUAUAAACAAUUUUGAUGAUGAGCAGAUUUGGCAACAACUGGAAUUGCAAAAUGAACCAAUUUUACAAUACUUCCAGAAUGUAGUUACUAAAACAAUGGAAGAUGAAGAUAUUAGCCUUUUCCCAGAGACUGAAGAACGACAGUGUGAAGACGAUGUCUCGGAGAUGGAGGAUGACAGCCAGGAGGACCUCACGAAAGAUUUGGAGGAGGAGGAGGAACUGUCAGUCCUGGGUGGUGAUGGCCCUAAAGAGAGGGAAAGAGCUGAAUACUCAAGCAGGUCUGAGCGAAGGAGGAGUCCCAUUUUCAGUGAUGAGGAUUCGGACCUUGACUUUGAUAUUAGCAAAUUGGAACAGCAAACCAAGGCUCAAAGAAAACUACCUGGAAAACCAAGAGAAAAGUCUGUAGUAGAUGAUAAGUUCUUCAAGCUCUCUGAAAUGGAGAACUUUUUAGAAAAAAUGGAAAAAGAAGAGGAAAAAAGAUAUGAUGAUGAAGAGGAGGAGAUUGACUAUUUUGAAGACAUUGAUUCUGAUGAAGAUGAGGGAGGACUGUUUGAACGUCCAGAGCUUAAGUCAAGUAAGAGUUCCAGAAAUCUAAAAUACAAAGAUUUCUUUGAUCCAGUUGAAAGUGAUGAUGGCAUUGCAAGUGUUGAUGAUGAACUAGGUUCAAACAGAGAGGAAGAAGUUGCUGAGGAAGCAGAAGAAAGCAUUUCUGAAAUGGAUGAAGAUAGUGACCUUGAAGAAAGUGAGGACAGUAAACAACACAAAGAAGGCUUGAAAAGAGUGACCUUUGCUUUGCCAGAUGCUGAGGAAACUGAAGGUGCAGAUAUCUUAAAUGUAAAGGAAGACUCUGGUGAAGUUAAAUCCUCUUUUGAAAAAAGACAGGAGAAGAUGAAUGAAAAAAUAGCAUCUUUGGAAAAACUGUUGUUGGAAAAAAAACCUUGGCAGCUUCAAGGGGAAGUGACAGCGCAGAAGCGGCCAGAGAACAGCCUGCUGGAAGAGACCCUCCACUUUGACCAUGCUGUGCGGAUGGCCCCCGUGAUCACAGAAGAAACCACCCUCCAUCUAGAAGAUAUCAUCAAACAGAGGAUACAAGAUCAGGCUUGGGAUGAUGUUGUAAGAAAAGAAAAACCUAAAGAGGAAGCGUAUGAAUAUAAAAAGCGUCUAACUUUAGACCACGAGAAGAGUAAGUUGAGCCUUGCUGAAAUAUAUGAGCAAGAAUAUAUCAAACUCAACCAGCAAAAAACUGAAGAAGAAGAAAAUCCAGAGCAUGUAGAGAUUCAGAAGAUGAUGGAUUCUCUCUUCCUAAAAUUGGAUGCCCUGUCAAACUUCCACUUCAUCCCUAAACCACCUGUUCCAGAAAUUAAAGUUGUAUCGAAUCUACCAGCCAUAACCAUGGAAGAAGUAGCCCCAGUGAAUGUCAGUGAUGCAGCCCUCCUGGCCCCAGAGGAAAUCAAGGAGAAAAAUAAAGCUGGAGAUCUAAAAACAUCUGCUGAGAAAACAGCUACAGACAAGAAACGAGAACGGAGGAAAAAGAAAUAUCUGAAGCGUUUGAAAAUAAAGGAGAAGGAGAAGCGGAGAAAAUUGCUUGAAAAGUACAACACAAAGCAAACUGGGAAAUUCGCCAGAGCAGUAGCUUCAGAGAAGUUGAAACAGUUGACUAAAACGGGCAAAGUGUCCUUAUUAAAGGAUGAACGGAAAGAUAAGGCCUUAAAGUCAUCUCAAGCAUUCUUUUCUAAAUUACAAGAUCAAGUAAAAAUGCAGAUUAAUGAUGCAAAACAACCAGAUAAGAAAAAGAAGAAAAAACAGGAUAUUUCUGUUCAUAAACUAAAGCUGUAAUAUAUUCUGAAUUUAAUGUAUAUAUGUAAGCUUUUGUCCUUAUUCCUUUGUAUAAUAAAAUUUUAAAGACAAUCUUC
Nannospalax galili (Upper Galilee mountains blind mole rat) is the source of this 2313-nucleotide messenger RNA. RefSeq names its product M-phase phosphoprotein 10 (gene Mphosph10). The coding region runs from base 203 to 2236 and encodes 677 amino acids. Gene Ontology annotation, biological process: rRNA processing. The record is from RefSeq and is a predicted model, not a curated record. The transcript has 11 exons. Gene Ontology annotation, cellular component: small-subunit processome; Mpp10 complex; nucleus. NCBI's taxonomy places the organism in Eukaryota, Metazoa, Chordata, Mammalia, Rodentia, Spalacidae.